AUGUCCCCGUCAUCGGAUCCUCCCCAGACGGAGCCAGCUGUCUGUGGGCCUCCGGAAUGCUCAGAGGAAGCGGUCGCAAUAGCAACUUCGACCAAAACGUUCGACGGCACACCAUACCAGGACCAAGCCACCACCUCCUCGCAGCCAAGAAAAUUCCUGGGAAAUCUCAAAGAUGCCACGUUCGAGUUUCUCGUCGACAAGGGCCUGUUCAUAAGAUGCCUCAUCCGCAAGUUUGUAGAGCGGGAGUUCCGCCGCCAAGCCCAGGCGAUAUCGUCGCCGACUGUUGAAGCGGCCAUGGCCCGCAAGAUGGCCUUCAUCAGGGAGCUGAGGAACUCGGAAAUCGCCAUCCACACCGAGGCGGCCAAAAAGCAAGAAUAUGAAGUGGCUUCAGGCAUCAUGGAGGGCGCCCUCGGCCCGCGCAUGAAGUACAGCUGCUGCCUAUUUGAGACGGGCAACGAGACGUUGGCCGAGGCCGAAGACAAGAUGCUAAACACCUACGUCGAGAGGAUGGGUUUCGAGGACGGCAUGAGCCUGCUCGACCUUGGCUGUGGGUGGGGUGCGGGCGUCCUCUAUUUCGCCGAGCUGUUCCCCAAUUCUCGUGUCGUUGGCUUUUCCAACUCGCUCAGUCAGAGGGAAUACAUUCGGAAAAAGGCUAAAGAGAAGGGCAUCCGCAACAUCAUCGUCUGGACCGUUGACAUUGCCAUGGCCGACCUGGGGCAAAAGCGCUACGACCGCAUCCUCUCAUGCGAGAUGUUUGAACGCCUCAAGAACUACGACCGCAUGCUGGCCAAGGUCGCGCGGGCGCUCAAGCCGGGCGGCAAGUUCCUGCUACAAAUGACCUGCCACAAGGACACGCCGUACCACUUCGACUCGGGCUGGCUGGCGAAGCACUUCUUCACGGGCGGAACCAUGCCCUCGAGCGACCUAAUGGUGCAUUUCCAGCAGGAAGACCUGACCAUCGCAAAGCAGUGGCACAUCCAUGGCCGCCACUACGACCAGACCGCUUACCGCUGGCUCAACAACUUCGUCGCCAACGAGGAAACGGUGUGGCCUCGUCUAGUUGAGUAUUAUGGCCGGAAGAACGCUGACGUCUGGUUCAACCGCUGGCAAAUCUACUUCCUGACCCGGUGCAUGAUGUUCGGAUUGGACCAUGGGAAUACCUAUGCAGUCAAACACUUGCUGUUUGAGAAGAAGGAGAAGGAGAAGGAGAAGGGGAACGAGAAGGAAAAGGGGAAGGAGAAGGGGGACGAGAAGGAGAAGGAGAAGGAGAAGGAGAAGGAGAAGGAGAAGGAGAAGGAGAAGGAGAAGGAGAAGGAGAAGGAGAAGGAGAAGGAGAAGGAGAAGGAGAAGGAGAAGGAGAACAAGGGAGCAGACGGUGUGGAAAGGCGGGAUUUUGCGAGAACUGAUUGA
Canariomyces notabilis is the source of this 1410-nucleotide messenger RNA. Its product is annotated as S-adenosyl-L-methionine-dependent methyltransferase. The transcript has a single exon. Lineage: Eukaryota; Fungi; Ascomycota; Sordariomycetes; Sordariales; Chaetomiaceae. Bases 1 to 1410 code for a protein of 469 amino acids. The record is from RefSeq and is a predicted model, not a curated record.